AGAAGUAUCUUUAAAGAUGGCUUUCUCAAAACAAUCUUGGCUUGCUUGCGGUCUUAACUACCGAGUGGUUUGCUAGCAUGCUAAAUAUACGUUAAAUGCAAUCUGGAGUAUUUUAUUGCAAUUCAACAACGACUCAGACUGCCAAAAAAGUGAACUGUACAUAUGGCGUUGGUGCCCUCGUGCUGUGAAUUUGGGAGAUGGCAAGACUUUCUUUGAAACGACUUUUUGUUUUCUGUCUCUGCCUUUCAGCAUCCUUUUUCCUUAUCAUUACUAUCCAGGCGUGCAGUAGGUUCUCUUUCAGUCCUCCCUUCUCUGUUCCCUGAUCUACUUUGGUUACCUGACUAAUACCUGGAUGAAAACCCAGCUUCUUCUCCUCUCCCCUCUCCUUUCUCCUGGUGAUGGUGGAGCUGGGGCAGUUUGAGGGCAAAGUGCAAAGACACAAACGUCCUCUGAAGGACGGGCUAGAGUCCCAGGACCACAGCCCUCUGACACGCAGGAGGAGCCCUGUGGGGCCGGGCGUUUGGUACCCCUUCAUCGUGUGGUGGUCUCCCCUGACAGGGAAAAUGGGGCGACUGGGAGAGUGUGGGAAGAACAAGUGCUUUUUCACCAUUAACAAGACUUACCACAACCACCCAUCUACACAGGCCUUCCUGUUUUAUGGCACUGACUUCAACAUAGAAAGCCUUCCCCUGCCCAGGAAGGCGGGUCACCACUGGGCCCUGUUCCACGAGGAGUCCCCUAAAAACAACUACAAACUCUUUCACUCGCCCGUCAUCACCCUCUUCAACCACACGGCCACCUUCAGCCGUCUCUCUCACCUGCCCCUCACCACCCAGUACCUGGAGAGCUUGGAGCUGCUCACCUCCCGGGCUCACCUUGUCCCCCUGUCCCAAAAGAACCGGCUGAGGAGUACCCUGGCCCCCGUGGUGUACGUGCAGUCGGACUGCGACCCCCCCUCGGACCGGGACGCCUACAUUCGGGAGCUGAUGAGGCACAUCCGGGUGGACUCGUACGGGGCGUGCCUGCACAACAGGGACCUGCCGGCCCCGCUGCGGGACUCCGCCGCCAUGGACGAGCCGGGCUUCCUGGGGAUCCUGGCGCAGUACAAGUUCAUCCUGGCCUUCGAGAACGCCGUCUGCGACGACUACAUCACCGAGAAGCUGUGGAGGCCGCUCAAGCUCGGGGUGGUGCCCGUGUACUACGGCGCCCCCAACGUCCGCGCCUGGCUGCCUAGCAACAGGAGCGCCGUCGUGGUGGACCCCGACGAGCCGCCGGAGAGGCUGGCGCGGUACCUGAGGAGGCUGGACGAGAACGACGGGGAGUACGAGGCGUACCUGCGGUGGAAGCUCCGGGGCCAAGUGUCCAACCCUGGCCUGCUGACCGAGAUGAGGAACCGCAAGUGGGGCGUCCAGGACCUGGCGCAGGAAAACUACAUCGACGUUUUUGAGUGCAUGGUGUGCGACCGCGUUUGGGAGAACCUCCAGAGACAGAAAGAGGGCCUCGCUCCCAAAACCUGGCGGGCCGAAGCCAGCCACCUGAGCUGCCCGCCCCCGCGGACGUUCGGAUUCCCCGGCGGCCCCACGGGCGAGGCCUCCCAGAGGGGCAUUUGGGGGCUGAGCUACGAGCAGUCCAAGCUGGAGGCGCGAGCCCUGCGCCUGCUGGCCGAGAGGAACAGAAACUUCACCGUGGGGCAGUUCUGGAAGCAGGUGUUCGCUGACUGAGACGCGACUGUUAGAAACACACCGAGGGGUGUGAGGGCUUUCGCAGGCUUGGGCUUCAUGUACGGAAGGCUUUGGAUGGGGCAGGAAGUUUAGAUCUCUGAUGUUACUCUUUGUGAUCUAUUCCAGACCUGAAGGUCUAUUCCAUCCCAGUGUAUUUGUUUUGCAAACAGCCUUAUACAGGGUCACUUACAUCAUCCGUCUUUCAUUUAUUAUUUAUCAUUAGUUUAUACAAGCAGAAUAUUUUGCUGAAGCAAGUAAGGUACUAAGUACUUUGUUUUCUUUUUAAUCCCAAAUUUUCUCAAUUUACUCCCAGUUGUAUUUGUUAGCCUGUCCGAUCACUGCAGUUUCCUGCAACAAUUCAGAAUAAUGCUGACGGGUUCGCUUUCUGCUCCAAAGCCUGUGGUGCCAGCCACCCCUUUGCUGUACUGUGCCAAAGGACUACACUUCCCAUAAUGUAGCUGGAACAGGCAGACUGCAGGCGCCCGAUCGACCAGAGGAGUCGCUGGUGCAGAAUGAGAAGACGUCAAUCAUGAUAUAUGAGAUGGUAUGGUGUAUUGUGCAUUGUUGUGCUCAACUGCUGGCCACAGUGACAUGGACAUAGUCAGAAAUCUAUAUCAGGGCUUGGGGCACAUCCACAUGCUGCAACUCUACCUUAUCUGGAUGAGCUACCCUGUAGCCCAGAUUAAGUGCUGUGCUGGAGGGUAGAGUAACAGACAUUCUGGUUGCAAGUCCGAUUACUCCUGAGUGUCUCAUCAACCAGAGUAUUGAUGGGCUUAUUUAGGAGAACUUUACAAGAUACAGCAAAACGUUCUGCUUCCAUCUCCAAGCUGUAUAUGCAAGACUUGUGAUUGGAUCUGCAGAGGCAAGAAGUGUCCUGUCCAGUGCCAAAUACAUAUGCCAAAUAAAUAUGAAGUCAUAUGCAUCGUAUAGUAGCAAUAUUCUUUUUUGCUUGACGUUAAAAGUAAAAUGUUUGUAUGACUUUUUUAUGCUUCGCUUUUCUUACGUAAGCAAUGAGAUUGCAGUUUGGCAAAGACUUACCAUUUAGGCUAAUGGUGUGCAUUUUGAUAGGCAUCUUUUGUACAGAGUGUUCCGUUUUAUGGUUACAUCAGUGUCAUUGUGGUGAACUAAAAGGCUAAAUGACAGCUAAAUUGUACUAAAAAGCUCUGAAAGGCACCAGGGUCGGGGAAAGAGCAUGCCGACGGCAAUUUGUGCUGCAGCCUACCAAACUUCCUGUUUUCUUUCUGACUGCAACCUCUGCUGUUGCAUUUGAAGCAAAUUAAAGUUAAAAGAUGUUUUGAGUUUGUUUCUGUAUGUGUGGAUUCUAUGGCCUAAAGCACUACUGCUCACAGGAGUUUACUCACUGUUUGAAUUCUCAAAGAUACAAAUGAAUUUAAUGAGAAACAUAAUGAUGAACAUAGAUGAAAUUGUUGGAAUAUUUCAUUUCUUCAGCACUAUUUAAUAAUAAAUGUGCAUUGCAUUUUAUUAUGAAUGUUCAUAUAUAACAGGUUACUUGCACUUAAUUGUAAUCGUUAGUUAUAUUUGUUAUGAAUAAAUAUGCAUAGAAAAAUA
Anguilla anguilla (European eel) is the source of this 3290-nucleotide messenger RNA. It is a transcript of the gene pofut3, whose product is annotated as fucosyltransferase 10. Lineage: Eukaryota; Metazoa; Chordata; Actinopteri; Anguilliformes; Anguillidae. The transcript has 5 exons. The record is from RefSeq and is a predicted model, not a curated record. Gene Ontology annotation, cellular component: Golgi membrane. The coding region runs from base 399 to 1721 and encodes 440 amino acids. Gene Ontology annotation, molecular function: alpha-(1->3)-fucosyltransferase activity.